Molecule: messenger RNA, 1037 nt
Organism: Aplosporella prunicola CBS 121167
Lineage: Eukaryota; Fungi; Ascomycota; Dothideomycetes; Botryosphaeriales; Aplosporellaceae
Exons: 3
Coding region: 245-841 (198 amino acids)
Biological process (GO): iron-sulfur cluster assembly; intracellular iron ion homeostasis
Cellular component (GO): cytoplasm; mitochondrial matrix
Molecular function (GO): ferrous iron binding; 2 iron, 2 sulfur cluster binding
Source: RefSeq, a predicted model, not a curated record
GAGCUUGGCGUUGAGUGCACGUUCGCCACAAGCGAGUAUGACUUAACCCCGAUGGCCGAGACCGCUCGGCUCCGCGGCGAUUGCGGGUCGUCAUUCUCAAAUAAUCAAAGACACCUCCAUCUCCUCCGCCCUCCAACAACCUCGCAACCACAACUCCGCCCAUUGCUUUUCAUCAACACACGCACUACACACUUGCACAACCACCUUCACCGCACUCUUACUCACCUCUGCACCUCCAUCCACCAUGUUCAGACGCGCCGUCGCCGUCGCUCCGGUCCAGGCCGGCAAGCUCCUCACCUCUGCCGCCAGGCCUCAGAUCGCAUCGCCGCUGAGGGCAGCAGCACCCGCCGUCCUCAACGCCACCAGCAGGAGGAGCUACCACGAAAAAGUGCUCGACCACUACAACAAGCCGCGCAAUGUCGGCUCCAUGGCCAAGGGCGACAAUGACGUCGGUACCGGCCUCGUUGGCGCACCUGCCUGCGGCGACGUCAUGAAGCUGCAGAUUCGCGUUGACCCCGACAACAACACCAUCUCGGACGUCAAGUUCAAGACGUUCGGCUGUGGCUCUGCCAUCGCCAGCUCCAGCUACCUGACCGAGCUGGUGCGCGGCAUGACGCUCGAGCAGGCCGCCCGUAUCAAGAACACCGAGAUCGCUAAGGAGCUCUGCCUGCCCCCCGUCAAGCUCCACUGCUCCAUGCUCGCCGAGGACGCCAUCAAGUCCGCCAUCACCAACUACUACACCAAGAACCCCAAGGCCCGCAAGACGGACCUUGGCGGCACUGGCGCAGCGAUCCCCAAGGUCGAGGUCGAGACCAUCACCGAGGGCGCCGCUACCGCUUAAGCAACCAAAAAAGUUCUUUUCUUUCUUGUUGGUGUAUGAUGAGUUCUUAACGAAUCCGCGUUCGCCGAGUCUUUUGGGCAUCGAGAGAACGAGGGCUUGAUGUUAGUGGCGGGGUUCUUUCGCUCUAGCUGUUUCUUCCAGCAGACCAUGGGACCGCGCUCUUUUUUUCCAAAUAUCCCUGUAACGGUACAUAGCA